This is a messenger RNA of Cololabis saira (Pacific saury), 1656 nucleotides long. RefSeq names its product kelch domain-containing protein 1-like. NCBI's taxonomy places the organism in Eukaryota, Metazoa, Chordata, Actinopteri, Beloniformes, Belonidae. The record is from RefSeq and is a predicted model, not a curated record. The coding region runs from base 206 to 1447 and encodes 413 amino acids. The transcript has 13 exons. Gene Ontology annotation, molecular function: protein binding.
AGUCUGCAACACAGUCGGCUUUGCUCUCAGCCAGAUCAGCUGUUUGGGUUUUUCUGCAGACGGCUGCUGCGCGGGUUUUCCCUCCUCCGGUGCAGGAUUUCAGCUGGCGUUUCCCGUCUGAGCUGCGCGGGGAGGGAAGUUGAGGAGAGGAGAAGGGAGGGGAGGCGCGGUAGGCGGGCGGCCGGAGUCCUGGUCCAGGUCCAGGAUGGAAGCUGCGCCUGGAGUCGCUGCGCCAGGAGCCGCUCCGGGGAGCCGGCUGGAGAGGAGCAGCCACUCCGCCUUCAUCAGGGACAACACGCUGUACGUGUGGGGGGGCUACCAGGUAGUUGCUGGACAGGACGUCCUCUUGCCCAGUGAUGAGAUAUGGCUCUGCGACUUAGACAGCGGGACGUGGGAGUGGAAGGAGAUCUCUGGAGACGUUCCUCCAGACCUGUCAGACGCCUGUGCGUCUAAUCUGAACAACACUCUCUACAUCUUUGGAGGAUGUGAUGCUGCAGGAGGAUACUCAAACCAGAUGUUCAGCGUUGACGUCUCCCAGCCGUGCCUGUCCUGGAAGAGGGUGACGGACACCAAAGGAAAGACGCCGUCCCCGCUCAACAAACACUCCUGCUGGGUGCACAGAGACAGAUUAAUCUACUUUGGUGGGUAUGGCUGUAAGACCAUGGGAGAGGUGCAGAGCACGUCGUCUUCAAGCUUCGUGGUAGAAGAGAUGUCAUGGACAACAAUUGGAGACACUUUAUUUCGGUGCUGGGGAUGGAACAACGAGGUGAAUGUCUUUGACACGCACUCGGCCACGUGGAGCACGCCAGCGACUCAAGGUUCUGCUCCUGCCCCGAGAGGCUGCCAUGCCAGCGCCCUGCUGGGGAACAAAGGCUACGUCACCGGUGGAGUGGAGACAGCAGAGUUAGAUGUUUUCUGCUUGGACUUGGAAACAUGGACCUGGGCUCAACUUGACAUCUCCUCCUCUUGUGCACCUCUGGGCCGCUCCAUGCACACCAUGACGCCGACAUCGGACCACACGCUCUUCAUCUACGGUGGUCUCGGCUCAGACGGAAACACUCUCGAUGACGGCUGGCAGUUUAACACGCUCAGCAGAGAGUGGGCCAGGGUGGCGCACUCCCACAAGGACAAACCCAGGGUGUGUCACACAGCGUGCCCGGGCAGUGACAGCGACGUCGUGGUGUUCGGAGGAAGCAGCAACCUCUGCAUCCGCGUGGACUCUAUGGCUGUUCUGAGGGCUCCAUCGCAACAUCACUGCAAGGACGUGCUCAUCUUUCCGACGCAGCCGUACUCGCUCUUCAGAUUGUGCGAGGAUUUUAUCGGAAGAAACCCGGAGCUGUUCAGGCGCCAGCUCGUCUGGCUCCCCUCGAAGCUGCACAGCAAAAUUAAAAAAAGAGCGGCCUUCUUCUCCACCACGAAGCCAGGUCUUACUGAUCUUACAGCCUGAAGGACUGUCCAUUUUACUUAUGAGAUUCUGAGCCAGUUUCUUAUGAAAUGUGCAUUUUUGUCUCGAUUAUGUUUUUACUAACUAAACUGGACGGUGCUACAAUUUCUUUGUUUUAACUUUAAACAUUUGUAAAUAAAGUCUUUGUUUUAGACACUAUAGAUAACAGUUUAAUGGUUUAACGUGCACUUAAUAAAGAUACUAUUGAUUUA